AUGGCGGCGACAACGGCGGCGGUGGUGGCAGUGGCGGUGGUGGUGCUGGCGAUGGUGGCGGCGGGAGCGUUGGGGGAGAUUGUGGCGCCGAGGAACUACAGCAUAUCUUCGCCGCCGGUGUACAACUGGACGGCGCUGCCGGACCCGCUGAACCGACCGUACUACAUGCCUGAGCCGGUGGACGACUCGCACAAGUUGUACCGGUGCUGGGGGUACCUGGCGCGAGGGAAGGCGGUGCGCGAUAUGCGCAACUUCCUGGUGAACGGAACGGUGCCGUCAAGCAACACCUGCGACGGCGUGAAUCGGCUGCACCCCCACUGCUGGCCCGACAUGUUCAACAUCUUCUGGGAGGUCACCCCCCGCCGCAUCCACCGCCUCCGCAAGUUCUGCCUCCAGAACGGCACCCUUCCCCCCGCCGACCACUUCGACUUCGCCUAA
This is a messenger RNA of Spirodela intermedia, 438 nucleotides long. NCBI's taxonomy places the organism in Eukaryota, Viridiplantae, Streptophyta, Magnoliopsida, Alismatales, Araceae. The record is from the annotation of a GenBank genome assembly.